Molecule: messenger RNA, 372 nt
Organism: Cryptomeria japonica (Japanese cedar)
Lineage: Eukaryota; Viridiplantae; Streptophyta; Pinopsida; Cupressales; Cupressaceae
Product: probable carboxylesterase 15
Exons: 1
Coding region: 1-372 (123 amino acids)
Molecular function (GO): hydrolase activity
Source: RefSeq, a predicted model, not a curated record
AUGGAAACCGUUCCCAAAUCUCCGUCCUUCACUGUCGUAAAGAUCGAUGGCUUCUUAAAGUUGGCUUUGCCGGAGGGGAGUAAUAAGGAUCACCCAAUUACUAAUCCAAUGGGUCCUCACGCUCCGCCUCUCCAUGGAUUAAAGCUUACCAAAAUGUUGGUUGCCAUUGCGGAUGGAGAUUUGAUGCGGGACACACAGAUGGAAUUCUGCCAGGCUAUGAAAAAUGCAGGGCAGACUGUGGAGAUGAUUGUUUCGGAAGAUGUGGAGCAUUGUUUUCACACCAAUGAGUUUGCUAUCGAGGAAGACGAGCACACUGCUGUGCAGGCUUCCAAUCUUGUUGAUGUCAUCGAUCGUUUCAUUAAGGAUUGUUAG